UCCCCCCAUUUACUUCCUGUGCAGCUUUUGCUGGACACAGCCAGAGCACUGAGAGAUAUCAGGUAUUGAUGUAACUGGAGUGAAUAAGGGAACCUUCUUCCUGAGCACAGACAUUGGAGCCUGUUAUCAGCAUGAACUCACAGGUGUUAGAGAAACACUUGAAUUGUUCAUAUCCAUCCUUCACUACAGGAAGCAUCAGAAUGAUACCGCAAACUCCAGUAGUUUUAGGCACUAAUGACUAUUCACAAACAUUGGGGAUAUCACAGCAGAUAUUUAGAGAGGAUGGUGACUUGGCAGGAACUGGGAAGCAAUUAUUAAGUACAGAGAGUAAUUUAGUCAUGAAACAAGAGGACAACAUUUCUGCCUUAUCUAGUGAAGUUAUUAUCCCAGAGGAUAAACCAAACAUAUUUACUGAGUACUCAAAACAUAUUAAAGAAGGGAAAAGUCUACAGUCUAGCCAAAUGAUUCAUACAAAGGAGAAACCUUUCAAAUGUAAAGAGUGUGAGAAAAGCUUUAGAUGGAAGUCUCCUGUACUAGAACACUACAAAAUUCACACAGAUGAGAAACCACACACAUGUACUGAGUGCGGCAAAAGUUUUACACAAAUUAAUCAUCUGAAAACUCAAACAAAGAUUCACACAGGAGAAAAUCCUUUAACAUGUACAGAGUGUGGGAAAAGUUUUACACGAAUGGGUAGUCUGAAAUAUCAUGAAUGGAGUCACACAGGGGAAAAGCCUUUCACAUGUACAGAGUGUGGAAAAAGUUUUACACAAAAGAGUCAUCUGAAAGCUCAUGAAAGGAUUCACACAGGGGAAAAGCCUUUCACAUGUCCAGAGUGUGGAAAAUGUUUUACAGAAAUGAGUAGUCUGAAAACUCAUGAAAUGAUUCAUACAGGAGAAAAGCCUUUCACAUGUACAGAGUGUGAAAAAAGUUUUACAAAAAAGAGUGAUCUAAAAAAGCAUGAAAGGAGUCACACAGGGGAAAAGCCUUUCACAUGUACAGAGUGUGAAAAAAGCUUUACACGAAUGGAUCGUCUGAAAACUCAUGAAAUGAUUCACACAGGGGAAAAGCCUUUCACAUGUACAGAGUGUGGAAAAAGUUUUGCACGAAUGGAUCAUCUGAAAACUCAUAUAAAGAUUCACACAGGGGAAAACCCUUUCACAUGUACAGAGUGUGGGAAAUGUUUUAUAAAAAAGAGUCAUCUGAAAAGUCAUGAAAGGAUUCACACAGGGGAAAAGCCUUUCACAUGUACAGAGUGUGGAACAUGUUUUACAGAAAUGAGUAGUCUGAAAACACAUGAAAGAAUUCACACAGGGGAAAAGCCUUUCACAUGUACAGAGUGUGGAAAAUGUUUUACAGAAAUGAGUAGUCUGAAAACUCAUGAAAGGAUUCACACAGGGGAAAAGCCUUUCACAUGUGCAGAGUGUGGAAAAAGUUUUACACGAAUGUAUAAUCUGAAAACUCAUGAAAGGAUUCACAGGGGAAGAAACCUUUUACAUGUUUAGAAAGUGGAAAAAGUUUUUAUUGAAAUUGGGUAUCACAAAACACCAAAUAUUUACACACAAAUAAAUACACUUUAUAUAUACAGUGUACAAACCUCUUUACAAUUAUCCUAAAGAUGACAAACUCUCUAAAUAGAAACGUCAAAAAGGAUACUAUUGUAAAUAAUACUUUCUAAAUCACGGUUAUAAAAUCCCCAGAUUGGAAGUGCUCUCCGGCUGUCCUUUGUUCCUCUAUAUAUGUGUACCCCAGUUUCUCUCAUAUUAAUAUGAUAGAAUCCAAACACCACACAGGAAUAUACAGAUCUGUCCUCAUACUAACCAGUUUACACAACCAUUCACCCCCAAAGCACCCCCAGUGUUGUUUAUUAAUAUGCCAGUGUUAGGAGUUGUACGUUUGUUUUACAUAGGGGAGAAAACAAAUUACAUUUACAGAAUAAAGGAGUAUUUUAUGAAUAGAGUGUUAGAAAAUUAUAUAAACAAGAACAUCAGUCUCAAAUGAUUGACAUCUGGGAGAUAUAUUUAACGUGCACAUCAUGUGGAUAAACAUUUCCUUAUAGCAAUAGAUGCUUAGCAUUGUACUUGUUAUAUACCAGAGGAAUUAUUGAGAGGAAACUGAUUUUAUUUAAUGAGACACAAUAUCAGUACCCGGUGCAUACGUGAUCAUAAUCAGUUUAAUUUAAAUGGCUACUAUAACCUACAUGUAUACUGGGUAUGUAAUAUGUAUGUCAUGUUCUGUAGCUUGAUAUUAUGUCAGGUGUUUUCAUGUUAGUUAGAAGCCACAAGAACUGAUAAUAGCACAUACUGUAUAUAUAAAGGGAACAUUAUAUGUCUGAUAAAUCCCUUUGUAUCAAGAGCACAAGUGUUGGGUAUAUUUAUACCAUUGUGUGCAUAUAUCUUGUAAUGCUGUUUUUUACUAUAUAAUGAUAUGUAAUGGUUUUUUUUUCAUGCAAAUAAAAAGUGAUUGUAAUCCA
Bombina bombina (fire-bellied toad) is the source of this 2473-nucleotide messenger RNA. Its product is annotated as gastrula zinc finger protein XlCGF26.1-like. The record is from RefSeq and is a predicted model, not a curated record. The transcript has 3 exons. Bases 132 to 1505 code for a protein of 457 amino acids. NCBI's taxonomy places the organism in Eukaryota, Metazoa, Chordata, Amphibia, Anura, Bombinatoridae.